CGAUCAGCAGUUAUUUUUAUAUUUAAAAAUUUAAAAGGUUGCAUAAAUUAGUUUUGUUUGAGUUCUUUUGUAUAAUAUUUUAUACUUAGUUUAAUGAAUAAUUUAAAUUCUGUUUGAUUUUGUUCUCUUCAGUUUGUUAAAUAAUAAAUACCAAUACUGUAAGUUACAGUCUGUAACUAUGAAUAUCAGCAAUCGCAUCAUAGUCACUCCGCUGGGAGCUGGUCAAGAUGUUGGACGUAGUUGCAUCUUAAUAACAAUUGGAAAUCGAAAUAUUAUGCUUGAUUGUGGCAUGCAUAUGGGCUAUCAAGAUGAACGCAAAUUCCCCGACUUCUCAUAUAUCACAUCUGAUGGCAAUAUUACAGACAUAAUUGACUGUGUAAUUAUUUCACAUUUUCAUUUAGAUCAUUGUGGUGCUCUAUCCUAUUUAACUGAACACCUUGGUUAUCACGGUCCUAUUUAUAUGACACAUCCAACAAAAGCAAUUGCUCCAAUUUUAUUAGAAGACAUGCGUAAACAUUUAGUCGAGUACGAAGAAGAAGCAAAAUAUUUUACAUCAAGUGCAAUUAGAGAUUGUAUGAAAAAAGUAACUGCAGUAAAUUUACAUGAAGUUGUAACUGUUAAAGAAGAUAUAGAACUGAAAGCAUAUUAUGCGGGUCAUGUAUUAGGAGCUGCUAUGUUUUAUAUUAAAGUUGGAAAUGACUCUGUGGUAUACACUGGAGACUUUUCAAUGACACCUGAUCGACAUUUAGGAGCUGCAUGGAUUGAUAAAUGUCGCCCAACAUUACUUAUAACAGAAUCAACAUAUGCUACAACAAUAAGGGAUUCAAAGCGAUGUAGGGAACGAGACUUUUUAAAAAAUGUACAUGAAUGUAUAGAUCGUGGUGGUAAAGUGUUAAUACCAAUUUUUGCUUUAGGAAGAGCUCAAGAGUUAUGUAUUCUUAUUGAUACUUACUGGGAUCGUAUGGGUCUUAAAGUUCCUGUUUAUUUUGCAGCUGGUUUAACUGAAAAAGCUAACAGUUAUUAUAAAAUGUUCAUAACUUGGACAAAUCAAAAAGUCAGACAAACAUUUGUUCACAGGAAUAUGUUUGAUUUUAAGCACAUUAAACCAUUUGACAAGACUUAUAUGCACAAUCCCGGUCCUAUGGUAGUAUUUGCAACACCUGGUAUGUUACAUGCUGGCUUAUCGUUAAAUAUAUUUAAAAAAUGGGCUCCUGAUGAAAAAAACAUGUUGAUUGUACCAGGUUACUGUGUAUCUGGAACUGUUGGUAAUAAAGUCUUGAGUGGUUCUAAAAAAAUUGAAGCUGAACCAAACAAAUUUAUUGAUGUUAAAAUGUCAGUUGAAUAUUUAUCAUUUUCAGCUCAUGCUGAUGGUAAAGGUAUCAUACAAUUAAUAAAAAACUGUGAACCUCAAAAUGUGUUAUUGGUUCAUGGUGAAGAAGAAAAAAUGAAAUUUCUCAGAGCUAAGAUAAUGCAAGAAUUUAACAUUAAUUGUUACAUGCCUGCUAAUGGAGAAACUGUAGAAAUUGAGACAGCAAACAUACAUACAUUCAAUAUGAGUACAAAAUUAGUUAAAGAAAUAUUAGAUGAUCAGUCAAAUAAUUUGGGAAAUGGAAAACGCUUAGUACAUGGAGCAUUCCUUUUAAAAAAUGGUUCUUCUAAUUUAAAUGCCAUGAGUGUAAAAGAUACUUUUAAAGAAUUAGAUAUUCAACGACAUACUUUAAGAUUUACUUGUACUGUGGAAAUCAAAGAAUCAUCUACAAUCCAAAAAACCAAAACUAAAUUGUACAAUAUGCUGGAAAAUAAUUUACCAAUUUUCAAAAACAAACUUACUAUGUCUGAUGGAUCAAUAUCAUUAGCAUCGAUUUUAGUGACUGUAGAAGAUAGUAUGGAUAAUAAUAAAAAGAAAAUUGUAAUUUCUUGGGCUAAUGAAGAUGAGCCAUUGGGCAAUCAUGUGCUUGAAAUUUUACAAAAUAUGAGCAAGUCUGAUUAAUAUAGAUAUUUGUAUUACUAAAGAUAAAGCCAAUUGAAAAUAAUUUGUAAAUUUAAUAUAUUUUAUUUUUUUAACAGUUGUAUUAACAUAAAG
Messenger RNA from Rhopalosiphum maidis (corn leaf aphid), 2083 nucleotides. It is a transcript of the gene IntS11, whose product is annotated as integrator complex subunit 11. The record is from RefSeq and is a predicted model, not a curated record. NCBI's taxonomy places the organism in Eukaryota, Metazoa, Arthropoda, Insecta, Hemiptera, Aphididae. Gene Ontology annotation, cellular component: nucleus. The transcript has 2 exons. Gene Ontology annotation, biological process: snRNA processing. Bases 179 to 1990 code for a protein of 603 amino acids.